AGUAUUUGGAUCUAGCUGUCAGCUGCCAUGGCCUCAGCUGUAGGCAAAAUGGGUUCAAGAGUGAUUCAUUCAUCGGUGACCUGUUUAGAGAUGCCCUGCCAUGCCUUGCCACAAAGAUGUGGAGUUGGCUAUUGAUUCUGGGAUCCAGCAGACGCCCUCAGACAGAGACAGACGUAUUUAUUUCCAGAUGUCUUUUAGGGCUCGGAGCAUGGCUGUGCUGUUAGGAAGUGAUUUUGGUUGGAGGGAGAAGACUGAAGGCCACUCCCAGGGCACUUGAAUUUAAAGUCCUCCACUGGUGACAGGAUGUCCCAAAGCUUCUAUUUCGGGCAAGCUCAGGACAAGAGACACACAGGGGAGCCAGCAAAGCAACACUACUUCUCCAAGCACGACAACCGCACUUCCUACGACAAAGGCCCCUACUGCCUGCUGCAGGGGAUCGGAAGACGCAAAGACCUGGAGCGCCUGUGGAAGAGGCACACCUUCCUGCGCUGGGCGCCCUGCGAGCUGGAACUGAGCCAGCAGCCACCUCUGGAAUCUUCCUACCAGACUGAUUUCCGGUCAGGCACAGGACUCAGUAGGCUCCCCCAGCGCCUUGUCCACUUUGUGCAGGUCCAGCCCCCCUAUGCGAGCACCACUUACCAGCACAAUUUCUGCAGGCCGGCCUGGGAUGGCCGCUGCGAUAGCGCCAAGGUAAAGCCCCAAGAGCCAGUCACGGAACCCCUGCCUGACCUCCCAGGGAUCCCCAGGCCCAAAUUGCUGCAGCAUUACCUUCACGCUGGGGUCUCUGAGUGUUUAAACUGGUCCCAAGCAUUAAAAGCCUGACAGAGCA
Peromyscus maniculatus bairdii (prairie deer mouse) is the source of this 829-nucleotide messenger RNA. NCBI's taxonomy places the organism in Eukaryota, Metazoa, Chordata, Mammalia, Rodentia, Cricetidae. The record is from RefSeq and is a predicted model, not a curated record.